UUUGAAUAAAAAUUCUGGACCAUGAAACAGUGUUUGUAAUUAACUGAUAGGAAAUGAGAUGAUUAGACACAAAGACACUUAUUUACGAGUGGGAGCGAAUAAUUUGCGUAUCAACCGUCAAUUAAAAAUUUCAAUGUUAAGGAGCUCGUCAAAAAUUUGCCAAGUUGAUUUUUUAAUUAAACAUGGGAUACAGUGAAAGAAAAAAAAUUGAAACAAAUUUAGAGUAAACAGAACAAUGAAUAUUAAUUGAAAGUUUCGUCAGUAGAUUGUCAACAAUGAAAACUUAUUGACAUUGAUAAAAGAUGAUAUCCAGUACCAGACAUCGAAGACAAUUUUUUUAUAAUUUUAUAGUAACGAAAUUUUAGUGCUGCUGUGACGAGAGAAUAUUUCAGAAAAAAUGAAAAUUAAUUAUAAGCAGCUGCCAAUUAAGGCACAUUAUUUUUGUUUCAUGGCAGCUUUAGGUCCAAUUCUUCCAUAUAUGAGUGUUUAUGGAAAGCAACUCGGUGUUUCUCCUGUCGUUAUGGGCAGUAUUACCUCUGUGCUGCCAAUUUUAUUUUUAUUGGCAAAACCAAUUUUUGGAUUUAUUGUUGAUUAUUUUCAAGAAUGGCGGAAAUCGAUAUUUAUAAUUUUACUGGCAAUAACGAGUGCUUCAUUUAUAUUGCUGUACGUACUUCCUCCUUUAUCUGGACCACAUUUUUUAAAAACUCAAUUUGAAAACAUUUCCUUUGCACAGAUUGAUUUCUGUGAUUCGAUGAAAAUAUAUCCCACACAAAAUUGUAAUGAUGGAAAAGAAACGAAUUGCAAUUGGUCUUGCGAAGAAGAAUUGAAUUUCACAUCUAGAAUAUUUUUUCAUUCUUCAAAUACAGUUAAUUUUUCAAGAAAUUCAUCGUGUUUUGUUUCAUCAGUUUAUAAUUUAUCUAAAAAUUCAGAUAUGUUGUGUAAUAUUGAUUGCGAAAAUUUCUCAUCGGAUUAUCUCUAUACUUCAUCAACAUUUUGGGGAUUUGUUCUUUUAUUGUCCAUUGGAAAUAUUGGAUUUAAUGUGGCAAAUUCAAUAAGCGAUUCAAUUUGUUUCGAUAUUUUGGGAAAUGGAGGAGAAAUGGGAUAUGGACGACAACGUGUUUGGGGAACAUUUGGUUUUGGAAUAACAGCAUUUUUGGCUGGAUAUCUCAUUGAUAUGUGGUCAAUCGACAAUGAUUUAAAAUCAUACGCUCCAGCGUUCGUUCUCAUGUUUAUAUUUUGCAUUGCUGACUUAUUAUGCUGCGUUAAAUUAGAGUUACCAAUAAUAUCAGGAACAGGAAGCAUUGUGAGGGAUGUAUUUCAAUUAAUAAAAAUGAAACCAAUUGCUAUUUUUCUUUGUUUUGCAACAAUAGCUGGGAUUCUUGAUAGUUUUCUUAUUUACUUUUUAUUCUGGUACCUAGAAGAUUUGGCUGCUGCUUCUAAUCAAAUACAGCACAUUAAAUUGAUAGAAGGUCUAAUAGUGGCAGCAGAAACAUUAGGAGCUGAAGUUAUAUUUUUCACUUUAUCUGGUAAAAUCCUAAAAAAAAUUGGAUAUGGAUACAUUUUUACUUUUUGCUUUGCCUGUUAUGCUUUAAGACUUGGAUUAAUUUCCCUAAUUCCAAAUCCAUGGUGGGCCAUUUUAGUGGAAUUUUUCAUGCAAGGACCAACUUAUGCAUUGUGUUAUACAUCCAUUGUAGCUUAUGCAAGUGCAAUCGCACCUCCUGGCACUUCAGCAACUGUUCAGGGAAUUGUAGCUGGAAUGGAUGAUGGUUUUGGUUUUGCAAUUGGCAGUUUGAUAAGUGGAAUAUUAUACAAAAAUUUUGGAGGUGUAAUUACCUUGUGGAUUUUUACUUUAUUAGCUGCUUGCACAUCUGUUUUGUAUUUUAUUCUCUACAUUACAUACUUAAAACAUUCAAUACCAGAGACAGAUACAAAGAAGAAAAUUACUCUACAAACUCCAGAAGAUGUGACUCCUAGUGAUAACUUAAUACAAGAGAGAGUACAAACAAAAUAUAUUUAAAAAUUGGAUAAUUUUAUCUUCAAUCAAAACGUAUAGAAAUUACGAAACAAAAAAAAUUUUACUUUUAAAAUAAUAUUUUAUUUUUAUUAAAUUUACAUGUUAUAUAAAUUUUAUUUCUUUAUACUUAUAUUUGUAAAUAUAAACCUGUAAUUUAUUUUUAAUUACAAUAAUUAACAAUAAAAUAUGUUGUUUAAAAAGUUUUUAAAAA
Molecule: messenger RNA, 2225 nt
Organism: Leptopilina boulardi
Lineage: Eukaryota; Metazoa; Arthropoda; Insecta; Hymenoptera; Figitidae
Product: major facilitator superfamily domain-containing protein 6-A
Exons: 11
Coding region: 398-2017 (539 amino acids)
Cellular component (GO): membrane
Molecular function (GO): transmembrane transporter activity
Source: RefSeq, a predicted model, not a curated record